This is a messenger RNA of Lizanozyma spartinae, 825 nucleotides long. It is a transcript of the gene CHO1, whose product is annotated as CDP-diacylglycerol-serine O-phosphatidyltransferase. The transcript has a single exon. Gene Ontology annotation, molecular function: phosphotransferase activity, for other substituted phosphate groups. Bases 1 to 825 code for a protein of 274 amino acids. NCBI's taxonomy places the organism in Eukaryota, Fungi, Ascomycota, Pichiomycetes, Serinales, Debaryomycetaceae. Gene Ontology annotation, cellular component: membrane. Gene Ontology annotation, biological process: phospholipid biosynthetic process. The record is from RefSeq and is a predicted model, not a curated record.
AUGUCUGGUAAAACAACUGGAACCAAGAGGUUUGACUCAGCAAUUGCCAGUGACGCAGAGCUGGAUGGUGAAGCCAUCAUAAUUGAGGCCCCAACAGAAAGUGGUCCGCAACCUUUAAUGAGAAGAAGUUCAUCACUUUUUUCUCUUAGUAGUAAAGAAGAUUUACCUAAACCUGAGGAAGUUGAAUACAAUGCCUUUAUUGAAGAUAAUAGACACUUUUCGUUGAUUAGAAACUUACAUAUGGCAGAUUUCAUUACACUUUUAAAUGGGUUUUCAGGCUUCUAUUCUAUUAUUAGUUGUUUAAGAUAUACAUUAACUGGGCAAAGUCAUUAUGUUCAAAGAGCACAUUUUUUCAUUUGUUUAGGAAUGUUUUUCGACUUUUUUGAUGGUAGGGUUGCCAGAUUAAGAAAUAAAUCCUCCUUGGUGGGUCAAGAAUUGGAUUCUUUAGCUGAUUUAGUUUCCUUUGGUGUUGCACCUGCAAGUAUUGCCUUUGCAAUUGGAUUUAGAACUACUACUGAUGUUUUAUUAUUAACCUUUUGGGUAUUAUGUGGGUUAACGAGAUUGGCUCGUUUCAAUGUUACUGCUAAUCAUAUUCCAAAGGACAAAUCUGGUAAAUCGAAGUAUUUCGAAGGUUUACCAAUUCCUAGUAAUCUUUUUUGGGUUGCUUUCAUGGCAGUUUUGGUUUAUCGUGAUGCCAUUUUGGAUAAAUUACCUGGUGGUGUUGUAUUUGUAGGUUCUUCAUUUGAGUUCCAUCCAGUGGCCUUGGGAUUUUUCUUACAAGGUUGUGCUGAGAUCUCCAAAUCAUUACACAUCCCUAAACCAUAA